AGAGACUAAGCCCCGCCCCUCGCCUGAGGUGGGAAUCCCCAAAACAGUGAGAGAAAGCCUGCCCGACGAAGAGGAAAACAUUUUGGCUUUAGUUUGUUUGCAAUCAACUUGUCUCGGCUAUAGUGACUCGUUUUGCCACUCGGUGGUGGCUAUACGAGAGAUGGAUUCAAACCUGGACGACUUUUCUCUGAGCCAUGAGCUCAAGCUAAGCCAGGAAUCUUUCAGUAAUAUGUGGGACACCUACAUGACACCCUCUCUCCCGACUGAAAAUGACCUGCCUCUCACAUCUGUUGAGGAGAAUGACAUGCCUUGCAUCAACCAGCUCACAGACUUGUCAGAUCAAUUUGACGAAAAACUGUUCGAAAUAACCUCGGCGGCGUUUGGCAAUGAAGGCAUCGCCCCACCGGGCUCCACUGUGCCGGUCACCACUGACCAUCCUGGAGAAUACGGCUUCACGCUCCGCUUCCAGAAGUCUGGAACGGCCAAAUCGGUCACAUCCACUUUUUCCGUGAUGCUCAACAAGCUGUUCUGCCAGCUAUCCAAGACCACUCCGGUGGAAAUUCAGGUCCGCAAGGAGCCACCGGUGGGUGCCAUGAUUAGAGCCAUGGCGGUCUACAAGAAAACGGAGCACAUUGGCGAAGUAGUACGCCGAUGCCCCCACCAUAAGAACCAGGACGCCGCAGAAAAUAGCAGCCAUCUGAUCAAAAUGGAGGGCAACCAAAGGGUGCAGUAUUUCGAGGACCAAGACACCAAGAGGCAGAGUGUCACCGUCCCCUAUGAGACCCCCCAGUUGGGCUCUGAAAUGACGACCAUCCUGCUGAACUUUAUGUGCAACAGCUCCUGCCCGGGUGGUAUGAACCGCAGACCCAUCCUCACGAUUUUGACACUGGAGACCCCCGACGGAAUGGUUUUAGGCCGGAGUUGUUUUGAGGUGCGCAUUUGUGCGUGCCCCGGCCGGGAUCGUAAAACUGAAGAGGAGAACAAGACCCAGGCGCAAAGUGGCACCAAGAAAACCAAGAAACAAAAGAGCGCCCCAGCAGCAACCAGCCCCUCCGUUAAGCGGCCUAUUCCCACCUCCAGCAUGGAGGGAGAUGAUGAUGAUAUUCUACUUUUGCCAGUUCGCGGACGCAAGCGUUAUGAAAUGCUUAAAGAAAUCAACGAAGGCCUUGAACUACUGGACAAGAAAAAAAAGAAGCCGAAUACUGUUGUGGAUGCUGAAAUGCCGUUACCCUCAAGUGGAAAGCGACUCUUGGUCAAAGGAGAGCGCAGCGACACAGAUUAAAAAGGCUGACCCCUCCAAAAUUAUGAUUGGGGGGAAGACAAAAAAUGACUUUUAUUUUUCUAUAUUUCUACGCCAUUCCAUUUUUUUGUAUUCUCAGAUGUACUUAUGUGUAAUCUGACUCAAUAAACAUUAUAUG
Messenger RNA from Corythoichthys intestinalis (scribbled pipefish), 1418 nucleotides. RefSeq names its product tumor protein p53 (gene tp53). Gene Ontology annotation, biological process: protein tetramerization; apoptotic process; regulation of transcription by RNA polymerase II. The transcript has 11 exons. NCBI's taxonomy places the organism in Eukaryota, Metazoa, Chordata, Actinopteri, Syngnathiformes, Syngnathidae. Bases 161 to 1282 code for a protein of 373 amino acids. Gene Ontology annotation, molecular function: DNA-binding transcription factor activity, RNA polymerase II-specific; RNA polymerase II cis-regulatory region sequence-specific DNA binding. The record is from RefSeq and is a predicted model, not a curated record. Gene Ontology annotation, cellular component: nucleus.